AUGUCUGAUGAGACAUACCUUUCAAUGACAGAACCAUCACUUAACAUCUCUGAAAUCAAACCCGAAAGUGAUACGCCACACAAAUCAAUUGAUCCCAGUCACUCCUUCGUCCCACAACUCCCGUCCUGUGUUGCACGAAAAGGUGUCGACAGCACACAACACACACAACUCCCAAUUUUAGAAGAUUUGAACAAGUAUUUUGCAACACAAGAUCAAGAAAAUAAGAGCGAAGUGUCACACUUGAAACACACCGAGACGUUCGAUGAUCUGUCAACAACAUUUCCAUACCCACCAUACCCACAGCAGGUCCAGAUGUUGUCCGCGAUCCAAAAAGCUAUUGCGGACGGAAAGCACUUGCUCUUGGAAAGUCCAACGGGAACGGGAAAGACACUUGUUUUGUUACACGCGGCGUUGUCUUCUGAUGUCCACCGAAUUGUAUACACGUCGAGAACACACAAUCAAUUGGCUCAAGUGGUGAGAGAGUGUCGGAAAUUGAAACCAACAAAGGGCGUCAUAUUGGCUUCAAGAGAGUUGUACUGUGUCUAUGACACCAUCAAAGAUAUGGACAACAACGGGUAUUGGUGUAAUAUGGAUCCAAUAGCGUUCAGAAGAAUAACAAAGAAAAGGAGUUGCCCAUUCAGACCACAUUUUGACCAAUUUGGGCUUGCGCCAGAUACACUUGCGAAGUUUGAAAAGGUGUAUUCCAUCACACGAGGAUUACUUGUGGAACACACCGAGUUGGUCCAAAUUUGCAAAGAAAAUAAAGUGUGUCCGUAUCACUACUCGAAGUGGGUUGUCACUAAGGUAAGACUUGUCUUGUGUCCUUACAACUUCAUAACUAAUCCCAGCAUUCGAUCGACAAGUUCAAUCUUUUUCAUGGAAAAUGAGAACGAUGAAUGUGCGUUGGUUUUGGACGAAGCACACAACGCGGAGGAUUCGUUGAUGGAUGCGAUGAGUUUUGAUUUUGGGGAGGACAUCAUGAAGAGAGUCGUUUUAAAUGUACAACGGCAAAUUGGGAGGAGGGAGGUGUUUUGGGAUCGGAUGAAGGAACAGGCAAAGGAACAACAAAUUGUAUUAGAAAAGUCGGCAGUCAAAAAUGAAACCAAUUUUCUUCAAUUAACACAUCAAGUGAAAGAAGAAAAGGAAACACAUGUGAGUGUUAAAAGUGAUAUUUUCAACACAAAAAGUGAAGACAAUAUGAAUGAUAAACACCAAGAAAAUGGGGUUUUGAUCGAGGUGAUACCGUUUAAAGACGAGAAGUGUAAUGUAAAUGUUGGUCAAUUACCAAAAGAAGAGAAGGAGCGAACAAAUGCAAAAUUUGAUUUUGAGAAAGCAAAACAAGACGAGAAGGACCGUUUUAAUAGUGUAAUCGACUUGUUUACACAUAUAUGUGAAUGGGCUCAUUCGAGAAAACUCGUUGAAAAAGACGAAGAGAAGAGAUACUCACUGUUUGAUGUUGAAGCGUUCUUACCGGUGAUCACCCGAGUUGAAUAUUCCAAAUUACUAGAAGGGGCUGCGAAAAUCGAUGAAAUCAUGAGAGAAGUGGAUGAUAUCUUGUUGUUACCAAAUAUUGCGGACUAUUUGGAUCCGUAUGUACUUGAAUCGAUAUCAAUGGCCGUGUUUUAUGUUCAAGCCUUUCGUGUGGAAAAUUUGCGAGAGAAGUUUAAAGUCAUUGUGGAGUCGAGAGAGAGGACUUUCAACACAGCAAAAGGUGUUUUAAAUAACGUGAAAGAAAAUUUUGGAGAAGUGGAUUCGGACAUGGAGCUGCACUUCAGAGUGAGAUGUUUGAGUUCAUCGCUUGGGAUGUCAUUGAUGCAAAGCUCAGUGAGAUCGAUCAUAUUUGCGUCGGGUACAUUGAGCCCCAUGCAAGCGAUGGUUGAUGAAAUGAAAUUAGAAGAACAUGACUACAAGAACCAAUGCAUAGUCCCUGGAUACACCAUUUUAUCAACAAGUCAUGUG
Messenger RNA from Entamoeba invadens IP1, 1959 nucleotides. RefSeq names its product DEAD_2 protein. The annotation marks the transcript as partial. Lineage: Eukaryota; Evosea; Mastigamoebida; Endamoebidae. Gene Ontology annotation, biological process: nucleotide-excision repair; double-strand break repair involved in meiotic recombination. The transcript has 2 exons. Gene Ontology annotation, molecular function: DNA binding; ATP binding; hydrolase activity, acting on acid anhydrides, in phosphorus-containing anhydrides. The record is from RefSeq and is a predicted model, not a curated record. Gene Ontology annotation, cellular component: nucleus.